AUGCCUUCUCCGAUAUUGCUUCACGAAGAUUAUAUCUCCGAGCCUAACUACGAGGCCGGUGACAGUGAAUCGGCACAUCUUUCUGAACCCACUAUAAAAAGAAAAACGUCAAGAAUAUCUAUAGUGGCACAUGGUUUGAUUCCGGUUGACCUUCUUACAAAAGCCAGUCCCACAGCAAGCAUUAACAUGGAUAAUGUUCAAGAUGUCGCAUUUUCAAACCGAGAAUCAUCUGAAAGUAUGGCCAGCAGAUCUGCCAAUUCGUCUUCAUUAAGUGCAUCUGUGACCCCGCAUAUUCGGCUUCACGAUGAGGCUGAUGGCAAUGAAAUCAAUACUAUGAGUCUCGAUAAGAGUACUGAUGGCCCGGACAGCUUUCUUAGUAAUGGUAGUCUUAGUCGUGUCCUUUCUCCACUGGUAAAUGAUACUCGUUCGAACUACAAUAUGGCUGCUCCCAGCAUAUUCAGUGAAGGAAUUGAUAGCAGAGACGGCAGUGCCAAUGUAUUAGAUCAGUCAUCGUUAGCCGACUUAGGCUUUAAGAUUGAGAACACUGACACUAGCAGUGAUGAAGAAUUGUUCUUUUCCAGACGAAAGCACUUUUUCAUUCUCUCCUGCGCUGGUAAACCAAUAUAUUCUAUGCACGGAUCUGAAGACAUCAUUACUGUGUAUGCAGGCCUCAUUCAGACGAUUAUUUCAUUCUUUGAGUAUGGAUCUGAUGGUUUCUCUGAAACUUUGAAGUCUGUAGUUGCUGAUGGUCCUCAAAAAGGCCAGCAGAUCAGAUUUCUUUUCCUCAAUAAAUCUCCUAUCCUACUCAUGGCAUGUUCCACUCUGGGUGAAUCUGAUACUCAGCUUAAUCAGCAGUUGGACUUUCUCUACAAUUUUCUACUCGCCACUUUAAGCAAGCCGCAUAUUGAUAAAGUGUUUCAGAGACGAGAGAAUUUUGAUCUUCGAAAUGUUCUUGGAAAGACCGACAUUGCUUGCCUCGACGCAAUAUGCAAUGAUCUAGCAAACUUCAACAAUUCAGGGUUGAUACUGGGAGGAUUGGAAUGUCUUCGAUUACAUAAGACCACUAGAAAUAAGAUCGAUGAUAUUCUACUCAAGAACAAAACGGAAAGCUUACUUUAUGGCCUGCUUGUAGCCCCUGGAGGCAGGUUGGUGAGCGUCUUGAGACCCAAAAGACAUACUCUUCACACAUCAGACAUGCAACUUUUAUUCUCCAUGAUAUUCAAUACAAAUACGUUUAAAAGUUCAGUUAGUGGAAUUGAUAGGACUGAUGAUGGAAUUAGCAACGGGAACAGUACCGAAAACCUGACAUUAUCGCACAAUGAAGAUUUUUGGGUCCCUGUGUGCCUUCCAAAGUUCAAUCCCAAUGGAUUUUUGUAUGCGUUCAUUCAGUUCGUGGAAUUGAAAGAUGAAAGGCUUAUGAAGUUGCAUGAUUUGAAUCUAGGGAUACUUGAUGAAGCUGAAGAGCAAGAUGUGCCUACUCAGUUGACGAUUAUUAUGAUAAGUGCAUCCAAAGAGACAUUUUUUGAAAUGCGCAAAGCUUCUAAUAUUAUUGUGCAAGACUUGAAACUGAGUCGAGCGGUUUACAGAGAACUUUAUAAAUCUAUUGUGGGAACCCAGGGCGCAGAUGGUAGUACUGGGUUACCCAGCGGUAGGGUUUCGCCGAUUGAUAUUCCUGCUCCCUUGGUUAAGCACUUUGUGUUCAAGAGUAAAAGAUACACGCAAUAUGUUUAUUCAAGACUUCAAGGAAAUAAGGAGGAGUUGAAAUUAGAGGAUAAUAAACAACUAAAGGGGCAGUUAAUGAUGAUAUAUGCAUAUUUGCAAUCAAAGCGUUCUAGCAGUGUUAGAAUAGGAGGAGCCAACAUUGGUUUGAAUGACGAUGCCCAGGAGGAUUCGGCUAUAGAUUUCCUGAGAGAGAAUUAUAUGGAUAUGAUUAAAUGGAAAGCUGGUACGGACUUUCUCACUGGUAUUCUCAUAACGACCCCUGCUUAUGAGGUAUUUUUAAUCAACAAUGGAGGCAUUGUUAACAAAAAGAUCAUAGUUGAUUCAUGCAAGAGAAUCAUUCGGUGGUGUCGGCGAAAUGAGGGAAGAUUGUUCAUUAAGAGUGGCGCGGUCUUCUAG
This is a messenger RNA of Brettanomyces nanus, 2118 nucleotides long. RefSeq lists its product as uncharacterized. The transcript has a single exon. NCBI's taxonomy places the organism in Eukaryota, Fungi, Ascomycota, Pichiomycetes, Pichiales, Pichiaceae. Bases 1 to 2118 code for a protein of 705 amino acids. The record is from RefSeq and is a predicted model, not a curated record. Gene Ontology annotation, cellular component: Mon1-Ccz1 complex; fungal-type vacuole membrane. Gene Ontology annotation, biological process: vesicle-mediated transport; protein targeting to vacuole.